Molecule: messenger RNA, 1299 nt
Organism: Durio zibethinus
Lineage: Eukaryota; Viridiplantae; Streptophyta; Magnoliopsida; Malvales; Malvaceae
Gene: ABCI20
Product: non-intrinsic ABC protein 9
Molecular function (GO): ATP binding; ATP hydrolysis activity
Source: RefSeq, a predicted model, not a curated record
AUGGCGGUGAUGGAGAGUUCGAAAGCAUCGGUGCAGAUCAACGGUUUGAGAUUCACGUAUCCUGGAAUAGAUGGUCAUCCACCGCCGGGAUCCACUCCUCUUAUCGAUGAUUUCUCUCUCACUCUCAACGCUGGCGAUCGGUGUCUCCUCGUCGGAUCCAAUGGCGCCGGGAAAACAACGAUAUUGAAGAUACUGGGCGGGAAGCACAUGGUGGAACCGCACAUGGUUCGGGUGUUGGGAAGAUCAGCUUUCCACGACACCGUUUUGACUUCCUCGGGUGAUCUUUGCUAUCUUGGAGGAGAGUGGAGGCGUGAUGUUGCUUUCGCAGGAUUUGAUGUUCCAAUUCAAAUGGAUGUUUCUGCUGAGAAAAUGAUUUUUGGAGUUGCAGGUAUUGAUCCCCAAAGAAGAGCCGAACUAAUCAAGGUAUUAGAUAUUGAUCUCUCAUGGAGGUUGCACAAGGUAUCUGAUGGUCAGAGAAGACGCAUCCAAAUUUGUAUGGGUCUCCUCAAGCCAUUCAAGGUUCUUCUACUUGAUGAGAUAACAGUUGACCUUGAUGUGCUUGCAAGGGCUGACCUUCUGAAUUUCCUUAGAAAGGAAUGUGAAGAGCGAGGUGCCACAAUCAUCUACGCAACACAUAUAUUUGAUGGUCUAGAAAAGUGGCCAUCACAUAUUGUUUAUGUGGCUCAUGGGAAAUUGCAAUUAGCAAUGCCAAUGGACAAGGUUAAGGAGAUUAGCAAUUUGUCACUAAUGAGAACAGUAGAGCGCUGGCUGAGAGAAGAAAGAGAUGAAGAGAGAAAGAAAAGAAAAGAGUGGAAAGCAUGUGGCCUUCCAGAAUUUGAAAACCAGAUUAAGGGAAGCCGUGUGACAGGGGAUCCAGCGCAAGCUGCUGUGCGUGCAUUGAACAACGGCUGGGCUGCAGGAAGGAUGCACUCCACAGUUGCUGGUGAAGAAAACUUUCUCUUCAGCUCAAACAGAGUUUUAAGGCAAUAGAUGAACUCAACUAGGAACGAGUUCUUUGAGCUUACCCUAGGUACUGUUACAAUAAUAAGCUUAGAGAUUCUCAACAUUCUCUUGCCUAGGCUUUUGUUCAGCAGAGCAUCAGAAAGGAAAUAUGUCCAUCAUUGUUUGUGCUUGCAAGAAGCCAAGAAAUAAUAGCCGAGAGUCCAAUCAGGUACACCGGUUCCUGAUUUGUUGUAUUAUAUCUCAUCGUUAAGGCUGUGUAACGUGAGCGUAUAGGGUCAAGCAUAGCUAGUAUCAUCUGAUUUAUCCAAUAUGAAAAAGUUCAUUAAUAAAGCCAAA